AUGGCGACGCUCGCGUCCGCGUCGUCGACGCCGACGAGCCGUAGAUCGGUGCUCGUGAAACCACUCGUGGGCGCGGUCGCGUGCGCGAUCCCGCUCGCUCCGCGACGCGUCGACGCGGCGGUUGUUUCUUCGACUGAGAGCUUUGUCAAAGCCAAGGAUGGUUUGAGAUAUUACGACGCCGUCGUCGGGAGCGGACCGGAAGUCUACGCCGAGGACGCGGUGAUCAUUCUCUUCACCGCGCGCGUGCUCGACGCGGCGGACGAGGAGCGGAGACGGGCUGGGGACACGUUCAGUCCUUUCGUGGUCGGCGGCGCGGGCGCUUCGGCGAGCAAAGGCUUCAAGUUCGUCGUCGGCGACCCGACGGGGGAUAUCAUCCCGGGUUGGGAGCGCGCGUUCGAAGGAGAUGGGGUCAUGCCGAGAAUGCGCAUAGGUGGGAAGCGUGUGGUGAGAAUUCCGCCUUCGUUGGCGUACGGAGACGCGGGACAUUUAUGCCGGGACGGCGUGCGAGGCGCGUGCGAAGUGAACCCGAACGAAUCCGUGGAGAUCGCUUUCGAGAUCUUACGCUUCACGUGA
This is a messenger RNA of Ostreococcus tauri, 573 nucleotides long. Its product is annotated as Peptidyl-prolyl cis-trans isomerase,FKBP-type,domain. Lineage: Eukaryota; Viridiplantae; Chlorophyta; Mamiellophyceae; Mamiellales; Bathycoccaceae. The coding region runs from base 1 to 573 and encodes 190 amino acids. The transcript has a single exon. Gene Ontology annotation, molecular function: peptidyl-prolyl cis-trans isomerase activity. Gene Ontology annotation, cellular component: chloroplast. The record is from RefSeq and is a predicted model, not a curated record.